GACGCCUUGCGGCCAUGGCGGCCCUCCGCAGCGGCGGCCCCGAGCUCCGCGCCUUCCUGAGGCGGCACAGCCUCGUCCAGGCCUACGAGGCUCUACUUUGUGGUGUAAUUGUUAUGCAUCCAGAAGACCCACUUAUAUUUUUAGAGGAAAAGCUCGGGGAAAUAAUGAAAAAGGGAAUAGAUGCUGCUUUAUGGUAUCUGUGUAUUGAUUCGUCUUUACACCCAAAAUUAAAGAGGAUUUCAGAAACUCACCUGGACACACUUUUUGGAGUAGAUGCAUAACUGAUGACUGAAGAAUUAUGUACCAAAGCAUGGAACUUUUAUAGCAGAAACUUAAUGAAGCUGUAUUUUGGAGGAUGGAUUAAAUACAUUUUGCUGAAAAAGAACAAAAGAAAAAAGGCAGAGCAGAAGAUGGCUCUGGCUCUAGUUCAUUAUGACAUCCAAAUAUUAAAAACAGUUACACAGAAGUGGAGCAUGUGGGUUCGGAUUCACAAGGAAAAAAUUGCAUUAGCAGCAAGCAGACUGCAAGAUAUCUCUAACAAAAUAAAUUUGAGUGCUGUCUUGAAAGCAAAGGCCCACAGCUCUUCAAAAACAAAUGCACAUUUUCUGAGCCUGGCAAAGGAAAGUCAGAAAGGCUUUUCUGAUUCAAAUGAUCUUACCAUCAAACGUAAAACAUACCGUUUCCCAGAAAAAGCCUUAUUACAGAUUUUCCGUUUUGUAAAUAUUGUUGAUCUAGCAAGAUGUGCUCAAGUUAGUCAAGCCUGGGUGCUACUAACUCAGAACAGUUCGUUAUGGAGUGAUGAUGAAUCAAUGAGAUUCAUAUCUGAAGGCUGCAGUCUCCAUUUAAAUUUGCCAUAUACAAACAUUACUAAGGGAACAAUACAACUUUUGUCAAGGAGCUUUCCCAAUUUGCAGUAUGUGAGUUUAGCUCACUGCAGAAAAUUCACAGACAAAGGUUUACAGUACCUGGGCACUGGCACGGGAUGUCACAAGCUCAUCUACUUGGACCUUUCAGGUUGCAUUCAGAUUUCAGUUGAUGGCUUCAGAAAUAUUGGCAAUGGCUGCAGUGGGAUUCGAGAUUUGCUAAUCAGUGAAAUGCCAACUCUUACAGACAGAUGUAUUCAAGCUCUGGUUGAAAAAUGUCGACAAAUAACAUCUGUAGUGUUCCUUGAUUCUCCACAUCUUUCUGAUACAACUUUUAAAGCCCUUGCUGAAUGUAAACUUGUUAAAGUCAGGAUUGAGGGAAAUAACCAAAUUACUGACCUGAGUUUCAAGAUGAUGAGUAAAUGCUGCCAAUACAUCAGGCGCAUUCAUUUUGUGGGAUGCCAGAAGAUAUCAGACACAGGUCUUAAGAUGAUUUCAAAACUGAAAUAUAUUCUUGUCUUAAAUGUGGUGGACUGCUUAAGAAUCAGCGAUGGAGGUGUUCAGCCAUUUGUACGAGGUUCUUCAGGAGCUAAGCUGAGAGAGCUGAAUUUGGGUAACUGUAUCCAUGUCACUGAUGCUUCUGUCAAAGAAAUAGCACAAAGAUGUCAUCAACUGACCUUUAAUCUACAUCACUGUGAAAAUGUGACUGAUGCUGGAAUUGAAGCUUUGGGAAAUAUGUUGUCACUGAUAUCCAUUGAUCUCUCUGGAACCUGCAUCUCAGAUAUGGGUUUGAGAGCCCUUGGCCGCCAUGGAAAAAUCAAGCAGCUUUCUCUAUUGGAAUGCAAAAACAUCAACGACACUGGGAUUCAGGUGUUCUGCAAAGGCACUAAGCACCUGGAAUAUUGUCAUGUCUCCUGCUGCCAUCAGCUGACAGAUGAAGCUGCAAAAGCUUUGGCAUUUCACUGCCACAAACUAACAUCUGUCAGCAGAGCUGGUUGUCCAAAGAUGACUGAUACCUGUAUCCAGUAUUUGACCACAGCUUGCAAUUAUCUCCACUUUUUAGACAUCUCAGGUUGCAUUAAUCUUACUGACAAAGCACUAAAAUGUCUUUGAAAAGGGUGUAAGCAACUCCAGAUUCUCAAGAUGCUCUACUGUAGAAAUAUUACCAACUGCCACAGGCUCCCCAGCCAAGCCAGACAUGGGCACGCCAGAACAAAUCAAGAUGAGAGCUACCAGGACUGCCAUAGGGCUGGAGCAGAGGCUGGGAAAGGACAGGCUGAGAACUGGGCUGGUCAGUCAUGGGAAGACUUGGAUCGGAGUGGGAGAGACCAUAUUGCUGUCUGUGACCCUCUGAUGAGAGGAUACAAAAGAGAAGACAAGGCCAGGCUCUCCUCAACGUUUCCACGACACCUAACAUCAAGAGAUUCAGUUAUGGUAAGGAAACUUUUAGUGUUCUUUGUAGAAACAACUUCUGCAAAGUAUUUUUUUGUCUUGUUAUUUUCUUCUGUUAUAAGCUGCCUUGAAAUAUACUCCAGAUUGGAGCAACAAGACUAUAGUAACGCUGACCCUCCUUCCUGGCUUGGCUAUGACAGGGAUGGUAACAUACCUUCACCAAAAAGCACAAGUGAGAACCUGAUUGAACGAAUUCUUCAAAAUGAGAAAUGAAGAAAUUAUGCACCAUCUAGAGUUGAAGGUUUGGGUUUGUUUUUUUUUGUCUGUUUUUCACAAGAACAUGAAAAGAACACUGCAUUAUUUUUCUUGCAAUUAAUCAGACUUCAAUAAAAGACCACACUGGAUUAAUAAGGAUGUUCUGUAAACCUUUCUCACAGGGGCAUGCACGCCUUCAAGCAAGACAGCUGCACUGAAACGACAUCGCUAACUUUCACAUGUUGAUUCAAGCUGUCUUCAUCUUUCAAUAGUAAGAGGUUUUUGUAGUCUCCUGCAGAGUAAGCAAUAAAUAAAUCUGUAUGUGUUUAGGGCUUAUUUGCCAUCAAGGUUGUCCAGAACAUAAACACUCAGACUUCCCACAGAACCUCCCCUUGACACGGCUGGUACUCAUCAAGUGCUUCUUGAACAUGGGAGAGCGAUGAGGAACGGUGUCCAGGUAGCGAUGACAUGUUUGUUCAUACACGACUAUGCAUGCACAUUUAAGACUCUUCUACUUCUCAGCAGUCUGCUGCACACUGACAGCACUAAUUCUUAUGAAGGCCUCUUAUGCUAUGAGUUCAGCUCUGUAAGCAAGCCAGUGCCUAUACUUUCA
Messenger RNA from Phasianus colchicus (ring-necked pheasant), 3123 nucleotides. Lineage: Eukaryota; Metazoa; Chordata; Aves; Galliformes; Phasianidae. The record is from RefSeq and is a predicted model, not a curated record.